Messenger RNA from Eurytemora carolleeae, 2061 nucleotides. Its product is annotated as FMRFamide receptor. Gene Ontology annotation, cellular component: membrane. NCBI's taxonomy places the organism in Eukaryota, Metazoa, Arthropoda, Copepoda, Calanoida, Temoridae. Gene Ontology annotation, biological process: G protein-coupled receptor signaling pathway. The transcript has 15 exons. The record is from RefSeq and is a predicted model, not a curated record. Gene Ontology annotation, molecular function: G protein-coupled receptor activity. Bases 177 to 1172 code for a protein of 331 amino acids.
UUAGUUUUGAUGUUGAGAAAGAUGAAUUCCUGAACCGGAUUCUAAAUGAUUAUUCAGAUGUCCUGGCCGAUUAUGAAUUGAGUGCGAACCAGAGUGAGCUGCUGAUUAACGAUUACCCACCAUCCAAUGAAUCAAAUACGAUUAGUAAUCAGUAUUUUGUGGAAGGAGUGCUAACUAUGGGUAUUGGUGUGAUCGGACUAAUCCUCAACACAUAUUCUAUUCUAUUCUUUGUUAGACAAAGAACUCAGAGAACAUUCCACAGACUGCUAGUUUUGUUGGCUAUGACUGAUUCUAUUCAUAUAAUCAGCAGUUUAAUUUCUUUCUCCCUUCCUACUCUUAGUUCAGAAUUCUUUCUUCGUGGUCAUAAAUAUACUCUUCCAUACUCUCUUCCUUUAGCUCAGACAACUAUGGUUAUGUCUGUGUAUCUAACUAUCUCCCUGACCCUAGAACGAUAUAUAUCAAUAGUAUAUCCUCUACUAUCUAUUACGAGCAGACCUACCCGUACCUCUGUCUACUUGUCUGUUCCAAGUAUUAUAUUCUCAAUCCUCUUUACCUUACCAAACUACUUCAUGCUGCACACAGAGGAGCGCAGGGAACUACCUCACUUAUCAUCCAAGUUCCAGUUACCCAAAGAGAAUCAAGAACUUGAGUUCCGGUGGGCUAACUUUAGAUCAAAUGAAGCAUAUAUCACGGUUUACGUACUGUGGCUUCACUUAAUAUUCAUCAACAUUCUACCCUUCUGUGUUCUACUUUGGUUAAACAGGAUCAUCUACAAGAAACUUUCAGAGGUAAAUGUACCAAUCCGAAGAACAGGUGAAAAUAUUCUGCGAAAACGUGAGGUUAGGAUGGCUCGGGUUUCCAUUCUCAUCGUUAUCAUUUUUCUUCUCUGUCACACACUGAAAUUUGUUCCGAGUGUUUGCGAAAUAAUUUCUGGAAACCCAGAAUAUAUUCCCCACGUGGUGGAGUUAGCGCAUCUUCUCAUCAUUGUCAACUGCAGUGUAAAUUUUCUGAUUUAUGCCUGCUCCAGUGGAAACAGUAUCUUUGACAUAUUUACUCUAAGGAGACAAAGAAACACAUCCUCUCCGCUAAUGAGAUCCAACAUUGCGCUUCAAGUGAUUCCUCGGCCCCCCUCGGACCUUGCCUUCAGAGCAGCAGGAGAUCCCUUAGGCUAGAGACCAGCAUGUCAGUCAGUGUUUAAUUAUUCAAGGUGUUUAGAGAUAGCUCUAUAAAACCUGUGACGUACGUGAAUGUAAAAAAAAGUUCAGUUUGCUGUAAUUUCAUUAAGAAAAUUUUGAACUAACUAUUCAUUAAAACUUUUUGAACAAUCAUUUAGGUUUAUGCAUUUACAUUGUAAUUCAAGCAAUCUUUAAACUAGAUUUUUAAACUUAUUUUUAUUUGGAUCCUCUCUUGACAGUGAUAAAGAUCAAAUUUCAUUAAUAAAAUUUUUUUGUAAACAAUUUAAAACCUUUUUCUAAGGAAGCUCUCCGACUGAUGGGCAUCGAUUUGAGGCGGGUUUUCAAACAUUCAAAGUUUUUAGGCUUUUUAAAGGCUUUACAAGUAUCCGAGAUGCAAAUUCUAUUUUAAAAUGGCAUUGUAGACAAGUUUUUUUUACACAAAGCAAAAAUUUACACUAAUCAAAGAUAUUGCCCAAAAUGAUUUUUCAAAACGGAAACGGAAACGGAAAACGAUUUUCAACCGUUUAAUCAGAGGAAAUAUUUUGCUUUGUACAAUAAAACCAAACUUGUCUAUCAUGCAAUUUUGAAAUAGGAUGUGCAAUGUGAAGCCUUUAAAAAGCCUAAAAAAUGUGAAUGCCUCAAAUCGACGCCCUUCUGUAGUUCUACCAAGCACUUACAUAGAAAUAGGAGGAAAAUACUUUGGAUUAGUAAAUACAUUGUGAAAGGAGGUUUAAGCUUAAAUGUGAUGUUACAGUAUUAAAGAUAGACUGAUUUUUGAAAAAAUAUUUCAUAAGAAAUCGUUCGAACAAAGUCAUUUUUUUGAAUAAAAAAGCUUUAUAUUUUAGUUUAAUAUUUAACUAAAUGUCUCCAUUCUGAUUUUUUGAUA